AAGGCUUAGGGGGAGAAGCCACGGUCAGCGUCCUAAGUUUUUCGAAAAGAUUAUCACGUGGUCAAUAUACCAGUUGGGUCUACCGCCUUAUUAGGGAAUUCAGAAUUCACUGAGAGGAAUGACCUUUGGGAUUGAGCUUCCAUUAAGAAAAGGACAUCCAAAGGAAGAGAAAGUGGCCUCAGGGUCUGACUGUUGGUAUAAAACCUCGAUGGCCGAUUAAAUUCUGAUGCAGUCUGACCUCUGCUCACUUGGUGUCACCAUAAUACGGUCUCCCGUCUCCUUUUGCAGGAUUACUCUCAGAGUUCGACUUAGGAAGUAUGGAGUGCGUACAAGAAGCAGCAUCAGUUGGUGGAGGAGUGGUGGUGGAGUACGUUGCCGUGACCUGCCUACCGAAAGUUCCCGCGCAAACCGUCGGCGGCGUCUCCGACUGGAGGGAGGACGUGAGACGAAGGGCAAAGAGGCCGAGGAGGAAGCCGAGAGACUUCAGCAGAAAAGAGGGAGACUCGAGCAUCUUGGGGCUGACAAGGGACGAGGAGCCUUCAGCCUUGUGGACUUCCUGGCUGCACUGCCGCCGCCUCCGUCGCCAACCUAUCCCCGCCGAAGGAGGAGGAGGAACAGGAGGAAGAAACAGCACCAACAGAAAAACAGUCACUUCGUAGGCCGACCAGACGCCGGUUGGCGUUUUGAUUUAAUUGUGAUUAAUUGUAGACCAGGCGCGUUUGUGAAUAGAAAGGCAUUAUCGUAAU
This is a messenger RNA of Macrobrachium nipponense, 746 nucleotides long. RefSeq lists its product as uncharacterized. The record is from RefSeq and is a predicted model, not a curated record. Bases 318 to 659 code for a protein of 113 amino acids. The transcript is spliced from 2 exons. Lineage: Eukaryota; Metazoa; Arthropoda; Malacostraca; Decapoda; Palaemonidae.